Molecule: messenger RNA, 3933 nt
Organism: Macroventuria anomochaeta
Lineage: Eukaryota; Fungi; Ascomycota; Dothideomycetes; Pleosporales; Didymellaceae
Exons: 3
Coding region: 186-3770 (1194 amino acids)
Source: RefSeq, a predicted model, not a curated record
CCGGCCGACGCGCGCAUCGCUUUUGGCGCAGUAAUUUUUCACUAACACAGCAUCGAAUCGACAUGAUCAGCUAAUCCAGGCCCGCUACUGUACUUUUUGUCUCUUCUUGACCCUUUGCGACGCGUGUUCUUCGCCUUCGAUUGUCCGACCCUGUUGCCGCCGCACAAACAGCUACCAGAUUCGACAUGACGGCCGCCCGUAGCAAAGUACCCGCCAUUGGGUCAGCGCAAUGGAUUCUCGAAGAGCGACACCAGUCGAAUGAUCUCGUCUCACAAGAAUUGGAGGAUUUUGGCUUCUCUGUGCGCAAUGAGCUGGAGUGGCUUAACGAACACAUGACGGAUAUCUGUGCCAAAGAUGGGCAACACAACCUAGACGUAUUCAAGACACCUGGGAAAUUACGUGGCAAGACGCCUCACACAACACGCAAGAGGACCGUUGCCGAGCCUCGACAGCCUCUUGCAAACCUGUUUGCAGGAGACCUGCAACUGCGCACAACACCUGCCGAGCAAAGCUUACAGGAGAUCGCCCAGAGAAGCACAGUCAAGUCAAAAUUCCAAAUCGCCGAGGACACAGAGAACGAAGCUCCCGUCCAGUCUCCCAAACCACCGACUCCUGUAGCGCGCCAGCUCUUUUUGAAAACAUCGAGCAAUGGCAAAGAGAACCCUGUCGACAGCUUCGAUCACGAGUUCUCAGAUGAGCGCUCACCGCCCCAGCCUGCUCCAGCGCAAUGGGCAUCGUUCGAGACACAAGGCACAGCUUUCAGCUCACAAGCUGACGACGUCUUCUCACCACCACGCACCCAAACGACACAAGCAACGCAAUCGUUUAGAUACUCGAUGCACGAUCUGGAGGACGAAGAAGUCGAGGGGAAGGAUGCGCCGGAGGACUCGUUCGUCUCGGCGAAUGACGCAUUUGGCAGCAAAACCGCGUCGAACGAGAAUUUGCGCGAACAAGCAGAGCUUAACGACGCGCUCCUUGACGAAGACUUCCAGGAGGAUUUACGGACAGAAAGCCGCGGCACCGUUGUACAUCACGACAUUGAUGUUGCAGAAGGCGAUGAGGAUGAAGACGAUGACAUGCAUGACAUCUCGCAUUUCCCAAAGCCUCCUCGCGUUGUAUCCGACUCCUACAGCAUCGGUGCAGAAACACACGAAGCCCUCGAUACCGCGAACCGACGAGCCCACACACCUGAGCCAAAGAUGCUCUGUGAUCUCGCAGAAAUCGAUCAUUCACACGCACCGGCCGGCUCUCCACCAGCUUCCCCCGAGCAUGUCGCACAUGAUGACACUAUAGUACACCACGAUGUUGAUGAUGAGAUGGAGGUCGACGAGGAGCCUACGCCAUCAGAGCACUCGAGCCCUGUGAAGCCACUAGUUAGGAAGAGUAGUCUCACAUUCGCCUGUCUGCCCGCUCGCGAGCCUAUCCUUCCCAAGAAGAGCAUGGGACGAACAAGUCAGAUUAGGCACACUGGAGGCAAGAGCCUUGGGGCUUCGCAGAUCGUACAGCCAGUGGAGUCGCAACAUGACGGUCCUAUAGACAUGGACGAGGAUCGACCUGCGUUGCAGCGCGAGGAGUCGGAGACAACGAAGACGCACAACAAGACAUCCACACAGCGCUUGUUUGAGCGCUUCCAGAUGCUUGAGCAGCACGCACCGCCGAAACGAAUCAGCCAGAAUAUCCUAUCCCAAUCCUCUCGGCCUUCGGUGUACCCUGCUACGGCCUCACAGCCGAAGGAGGUUGCGCCAUCCGCGCACACAUCGCAGUCGGAGCCUUCGUACCCCACUCUUCCAGCUGAACCCGAAAGGGAAGAGGCAGAGGAGGAUGACGAUGAUUCCUGGAUUGCAGCACCGACUAAGACAGCAGCGCUCGUUGCCAACCCACUUAGGCCUCCAAUCAACAAGAGCCACACUGUGGCUACUCACUCUUCGCCGCAUAAGUUGAAGCCGUCGCCAAUCAAGCUGAUAGCGACAUCCAACCCUGAUCUCUCAGCAGCUGCGGAUUCGACCACCCCGGUUGGCUCCCCAGCUGGUAAGAAAUACAUGGAUGCCCCUCUCAGUGCGUCAAAGGCUAAAUUCUACUCAGCUCUUCGCGCAGCGAAGGACAAGCUCAUCGGUUCUACUACCACCAGUGCGCAGGUCAAGCUCGAUGCUCUCUCUUCUAGCCCUAUGCGACCGAAAUUGCAGGCUGCGGUCUCGUCAGACGAUCUUCCUAGCAGCCCUAAACGAGCUGAAAGGCCAAUCUCGAUCUUUUCUCAUAUGCGGUCACCAUCGAAAGACUCUGUCAAGUCCGCCAAAUCUACGAAGUCUGCAAAGUCUACAAAAUCAGAUAAGGCAGCUGAGGCGCCAAGCAGCCCAGUCAAGGAACGCAAGACCCGCAGUUCGACCGAGCGUGAGAAGGCCAAGGAACGAGACGCACGUGAGAAGGAGAUGCUGCAGAAGCAGAAGAGCGAGGACAAGCUCAGGGAGAUGCGCGAGAAGGAGCAGUUCAAGGCUGCGGCGUACCACAAGAAGACUGCAUCGGCGGCGAUUGCGAAGACACCCUCCCAGAUGUCGUCUCAGACCAGUCUUAAACCGGCUCCAUCUGUUAACACCGCACCCAAGCCAGCGCCUCGUUCUGACCCCAUGCGAUUGAAUUUGGCUCCGAAGGAUCAAGGAACUGAUUCUGCUGAUGAGAUGCCACCGCCACCCCCGCCGAAGAGCUUGCUCCCUACGUUCCCAACAACGAAGGCCAGGCCGCCCAAGAAGCUUGUUAAGCCGAACAGCAAAGACGCGCCUUCGAAACCACAAGAGCCGCAAAAGAUCUUCAUCAAGAAUCAGUAUGCUCGGGCCCCUCCUCCAGCUGCCCGCCCGGCCCCCAUGACCACAAAAUCGACCGGCCCUUCGACGCUCGGAAAAUCCACUUCCUCCAAACCAACCGCAGCUACACUUUCAAGGCCUGGCACCGCUAUGGCGAAUAAGGUCGCGUCAUCAGCAAAGUCAGCACCGAACACAAUAAAGGCGCCUCCUAAGGCAAAUCGACCCCAACCACAGAUUACUGCGAGCUUCGAGAAGUCGAAGCCCCAAGCACCCCAGCCUCGUGCGGAUCUCGCAGCUGCCCGAGCUCCUACAACCUUGAGGACUGUUCAGGACGCAAACUCGAUCCGCGUACCUCCAGUCAAUACAGCCAAACCUCCCAAACGAGCGCCCGAAAACGAUACCGAGAACGCCCAUCGUCCACCCACCAAACGAGCACUCGAGAAUGACACCGAGACCAUCCAGCGUCCACCCAAACGCCCCUCUCAACUCAAACAGAACCCCAUCACACCCGGACACCCCUCACAGUACGCUAAGGGCAGGAUUCCUGGUCUUGACUCUGCACGGACAUCGCACUCGAAGCCCAUCCAGCCCUCUAUCCAGUACCUCAACGGCGACGACAUCAAGCUACCCGAGAUCAUGACCGAUUCCGAGGACGAAGACUCAGACAAUGAGUUCGAGCAACCCUCGUGGGUCAACACACCCAACCUGCGCGAAAUGCUUUCCACACAACAACUCAUGGACCCCGAAGCUAUCUUCGGCCCCAUCGCGCCGCUCAACAUGGAGCAAGUGUUCCCGAACAAGGAGAGGCACAAGAGGUUCCGCGAGAGGACAUCAAGCGCCUACUGGGUGCACGAUCAGGUCACAGAUGAAGAGAAGAGGAAGGAAAGGGAGGCGAGGGAAAGGCUCGUGCGCGAGGGGGCAUGGACAUACAAUCCGUCUCCAAGGCCGACGCCGAGAGCGGGCCCGAGUCACUGAGUGUGACCAUAUGAACUAGAGAGCUUGUAGAUACGACGAUAUUGUUGGCGUUGGAGGGUAAUGCUUGUCACAUUGCGACUUGUGUCUGUUGUUUUGCUUUUGGCGUUGGGGCACAGUACAGCACAGCAUCAACCUACGAUAUGGUUGCGUAUGAUGGCAUGGC